Molecule: messenger RNA, 1443 nt
Organism: Lycium barbarum (goji berry)
Lineage: Eukaryota; Viridiplantae; Streptophyta; Magnoliopsida; Solanales; Solanaceae
Product: actin-related protein 2/3 complex subunit 2B-like
Exons: 10
Coding region: 121-1134 (337 amino acids)
Biological process (GO): Arp2/3 complex-mediated actin nucleation; actin filament polymerization
Cellular component (GO): Arp2/3 protein complex; actin cytoskeleton
Molecular function (GO): structural constituent of cytoskeleton; actin filament binding
Source: RefSeq, a predicted model, not a curated record
GCAUUUUACUCAAAAACAUUGAACUACUAUUACCACAACUCAUCAGUAAAAACCUGUUUUACAUACUUUCAUGAAAUUCAUUCUCCCUGCAAGAUAAACACACAAGCUAACACACGGAGCAUGGCGUGUUUCGAACGUGCAUCGCCAGCAUUGAAAGAGAUUCUGCUCAGAUUAUACCGAGAUGAACGGGCCAUUGAUGCCGACCAUCACCUUCAUGAAUUUGGGUCCGUUGACUAUUACAUUCAGUCGUUGGUGUCAGAUCCUGAUCAUACUUACUUAUCAAUAUCAACCCCAAUUCUGUCUCAAGCAUUCUUGAUCUCAACUCGGCUUUCACGUUACACUAUAAAGAAGGUAAAAGCAAUUAGUGCUGAAGUUGUGGAGAUUGUUGAGCCUCCAAAAGAAGGAUAUCAGCUGACUUUACGACUCAAUUUUGCUAAAUUGCCGUAUGGUAAAGAGUCGAUAAAAGUGAUCACAAACAUUGCUGCUGUGCAAGGUGUAAUCCUGAGUUCUCAGCUGGAAGAAAUGCUGAUGAAUGUGAACUCACAAGAUGUGGCUCAAGGGAUGUACAAACCAAUCAAACUUGUUUAUCACCCAAGAGAGCCGUUUUAUGUCAUUAAACAGCCCCAGAAAAUCACGGCAGUCUUCCCAAUGCGUUUUAAGGAUAAAACAGAUGUGAUUAUAGCAACAGCUUUCUUCCAGGAACUCAUGGAUGUGGCAAAUUCAAAAGCAUGUGCCAAGGCACCCCAUUGCAUCUGGUCCCCUAUUCCACCUCCUGAGCUAAGAGGAGAAGCAAUUGAAGACUUAAGCACAAAUGGGGGAUUUGUUUCUUUUGAUAUCACGUCGCGUCAUAUUGAAGGGAGAAGGCUAGACAAGACUGUGUGGAACCUUCUGAACUUUUAUGCAUUUGUCAAAAAUCAUGUAAAGAGCACUCGAGGAUUCAUACAAAGAAGGAUGAGAACAUGUCUGAAGAGCCUGGUUGAGGUCUUAGAGAAAACGGGAUUUCAAGAUGACCAACAGAUUAAAGAGGUGAAAGGAUACAAGCGCAUGAAAAAGUGGGUAAAUUUCCCAAAAUUCAAAAUACUCAGAUAUAGAAUUGCUUUCACCAGUAAACUUAAGAGGAUUCGUUCGAGAUAAAAUCCAUGGGUUCGGCCGCUUUCAUAAAAAAUGGUUGACAUUCCUCAGCUUUUCCUCCAAGAUAAAAUACAGAAAGCUGGAAAAAUAUAUUUCUCUUCAACAUUAGGAUAGUUGACCUCAAAAGGGACUAUCCUUUAAUCAGGAUAGUUGUUACACUCUAGCAUGUAAAACACCUUUGUAUUUGUCACUUUCUCAAAUGUUGUCAAUACAUAUCGAUACCCGUCUACCAUGUACAAAUAUUAAAGCACAAUAAACGAGUUGGUUAACAGUUGUUUUAUACUUCUAUCACAGAUUAAACCCAGAUUUGCA